UGUGGUGACCAGCACGAGUGGGUGAGCGAUGGUUGGCGCGGACCUCUGCCCGGAACCGCGCCCAGUAGGUCAGCCCCGGGCGGCCCAGCGCGGCGGGCGGAGGCGGAGACGGAGGCCGAGCAGCCAGCAAGCGGGUGCGCCGGGCUUCGUCGCGCGGCGACGGCGGCGGCCAUGGCUGGAAGCGAGCCCCGCGGAGCCGGCUCGCCGCCGCCCGCCAGCGACUGGGGCCGCCUGGAGGCCGCCAUCCUGAGCGGCUGGAGGACCUUCUGGCACUCGGUGGGCAAGGAGCGGGCGGCGCGGACGGUCUCCCGGGAGGAGGCGGAGGAGGAGACCAGCGCGCUGACGCGGCUGCCGAUCGAUGUGCAGCUGUAUAUCUUGUCCUUUCUUUCACCCCAUGAUCUGUGCCAGCUGGGAAGUACAGACCGUUACUGGAAUGAAACCGUGAGAGACCCAAUCCUCUGGAGAUAUUUUCUCUUGCGGGACCUCCCUUCUUGGUCUUCUGUUGAUUGGAAGUCACUUCCGGACCUAGAGAUCUUAAAAAAGCCUAUAUCUGAGGUCACCAACAGCACCUGUUUUGAUUACAUGAAGGUGGUUUUCUGCAGCUAUAAAAUGUGCUGUCCGUAUACGAGAAGAGCCUCGAAAGCCAGCCGUCCUGUGUACGGAGCUGUUACCUCCUUCUUACACUCAUUGAUCAUUCAGAACGAACCCCGAUUUGCUAUGUUUGGACCAGGUUUGGAAGAACUGAACACAUCCUUGGUGUUGAGUUUGAUGUCUUCUGAGGAACUCUGCCCAACUGCUGGUUUGCCUCAUAGACAGAUUGAUGGUAUUGGAUCUGGAGUCAAUUUUCAGUUGAGCAAUCAACAUAAAUUCAAUAUCCUGAUAUUAUAUUCGACUACCAGGAAGGAGAGAGACAGGGCAAGGGAAGAGCACACAAGCACCGUUAACAAGAUGUUCAGCCUACAGAGCGAAGGCAAUGAGCAAGGAAGCCGCUACAGUGUGAUUCCACAGAUUCAGAAGGUGUGUGAAGUUGUAGAUGGCUUCAUCUAUGUGGCAAACGGCGAAGCUCAUAAGCGACAUGAAUGGCAAGAUGAAUUUUCUCGUAUUAUGGCCAUGACAGAUCCAGCUUUUGGAUCUUCAGGAAGACCACUGCUGGUUUUAUCUUGUACUUCUCAAGCGGAUGUAAAAAGAAUGCCCUGUUUUUAUUUAGCUCAUGAGCUGCGUCUCAGCCUUCUAAACCACCCGUGGAUGGUCCAGGAUAUGGAGGCUGAAACUCUGACGGGCUUUUUGAAUGGCAUUGAGUGGAUUCUUGAGGAAGUAGAAUCUAAGCGUGCAAAAUGAUGUUCCCUUUGGACCUUGGGAAGCCGCAGGGCAGGACUUAGGUGUUUCUCAUCCAUCCUGUUCCUGCCUUUCUGUAGGAGGGCUUCACACUGGACAGCUAUAGAUGCCAUGGUUCUGACUCUACCACAAAUCAGCUGCAAGUUUCAAUCCUAUUACUUUUCCCCAAAAUGAACUCUCAUAUUUUUGAUAACUUUUAUAUUUUCUGUCUUUUUGAAAAUAUUAAACUCUGAAAAACAAAA
Molecule: messenger RNA, 1577 nt
Organism: Alexandromys fortis (reed vole)
Lineage: Eukaryota; Metazoa; Chordata; Mammalia; Rodentia; Cricetidae
Gene: Fbxo4
Product: F-box protein 4
Exons: 7
Coding region: 172-1338 (388 amino acids)
Biological process (GO): SCF-dependent proteasomal ubiquitin-dependent protein catabolic process; protein polyubiquitination
Cellular component (GO): SCF ubiquitin ligase complex
Molecular function (GO): protein binding
Source: RefSeq, a predicted model, not a curated record